Messenger RNA from Aspergillus alliaceus, 1047 nucleotides. Its product is annotated as zinc-dependent alcohol dehydrogenase family protein. Gene Ontology annotation, molecular function: oxidoreductase activity. Bases 1 to 1047 code for a protein of 348 amino acids. NCBI's taxonomy places the organism in Eukaryota, Fungi, Ascomycota, Eurotiomycetes, Eurotiales, Aspergillaceae. The transcript is spliced from 2 exons. The record is from RefSeq and is a predicted model, not a curated record.
AUGCCUUCUCAAACUGUUCUGCGUCUUCUUGGCCACGAUUCCUGGGAACGACUUGCUGAGUUCAAAGAAUCGGUGCCUUCUGCCGGGAAACAUGAGCUAGUCGUCAAGGUGCGCAGUGUAGCAUUGAACUUCCGGGACAUUGCCAUAUCCACUGGCAAGUACCCUUUCCCUGUAAAAGAUAAUGUUGUGCCUGGAUCCGAUGCUGCCGGUGAUGUUGUUGAUAUUGGAGAGGGCGUUCGAGGAUUCACCAAAGGCGAGAAAGUAAUUGUGGCUUUCGACAUCGCUACCUUGUACGGUCCGAUCACAAACUGGAACAAUGGACUUGGUGGCCCGAUUGACGGUGUUCUAAGAGAAUACGUGGCAAUUCCAUCGGAAGCAGUCGUCAAGCUUCCGGAUUCCCAGCUUAGCUACAGCCAAUGGGCCAGCGUUGUUUGCACCGGAACUACCGUGUGGAACUCUUUAUACGGGAAUAUUCCUCUGAAGCCUGGAAAUACUGUUCUCUGCCUUGGUACUGGGGGGGUGUCUGUCACUGGCCUCGUUCUUGCGAAGGCUGCGGGCGCCACCACUAUCAUCACAUCUUCUUCGGGAGAGAAGCUACAGUAUGUUCAACAGAAAUACGGAGCUGACUAUACUAUCAACUACAAGACCACCCCUAAAUGGGCUGAAGAGGUACAGAAGAUCACCCACGGCCGUGGUGUAGACUACAUCCUAGAAAACGGUGGCUCUGGGACUAUCAAACAGUCUCUGGAAGCUGUUGCUUACGGCGGUAAUAUUGCCGUCAUAGGCUUUCUCUCCGCCUCUCUCCGACAUAACAUGCCGGACGUAGCCGGUCUCGCAUUGGCAAAAGGAGUAGUUGUCCGUGGUAUCAUGGUUGGUUCCAAGCAACUGCUUGAGGAUGCUGUUCGAUUCAUCGGCACCCGCAACCUACCUGUCCCUGUUGAGAAGACUUUCAUGUUCAGCCGGGACCAGGUGAUUGAGGCAUACACAUACCUUGCGAGCAGGCAGCAUACGGGAAAAGUCUGUAUCGACUUUGUUAGAAAGUCCUGA